Molecule: messenger RNA, 395 nt
Organism: Notothenia coriiceps (black rockcod)
Lineage: Eukaryota; Metazoa; Chordata; Actinopteri; Perciformes; Nototheniidae
Product: unconventional myosin-VIIa-like
Exons: 3
Cellular component (GO): cytoskeleton
Source: RefSeq, a predicted model, not a curated record
GCUGCGCUGGCGGUCUGGAUCACCGUGCUGAGGUUCAUGGGAGACUUACAGGAGCCCAAGAGUCAGAUGGCGAUAAACGACGGCAGCGAGAAGAUCCCCGUCAUGACGAAGAUCUACGAGACCCUCGGAAAGAGGACGUACAAGAGAGAGCUGCAGGAGCUGCAGGUGGAGGGGGAGAACAGCGCCAUCGACAGCCAGAAGAGGAACAGUGUGAGACAUAAACUGGUGUCUCUCACCCUGAAGAGGAAAUCUAAAAUCACUGAGGAGGUGACCAGACGUCUGACGGAGGGGGAUUACGGCCUGCAGGGGAACAGCAUGCUGGAGGACAGACCCACCUCCAACCUGGAGAAACUCCACUUCAUCAUCGGGAACGCCAUCUUAAGACCCGCCCUCAG